Molecule: messenger RNA, 903 nt
Organism: Fonsecaea nubica
Lineage: Eukaryota; Fungi; Ascomycota; Eurotiomycetes; Chaetothyriales; Herpotrichiellaceae
Exons: 2
Coding region: 1-903 (300 amino acids)
Source: RefSeq, a predicted model, not a curated record
AUGACCAUCAACCCUACAGAGUUCCGUCCUAUAACAACUCGACCUCGUCGAGUCUGGAAGAAGAGCCAUAUGGCAGCGGCCAACGGAGAUAUCAGCGUCGCGAAGCCGCAGAUAGAGGCCUGGUCAGGCACACUCAACGACUUCACCUUUCUCCCCUUGGCGAGCGAUCCUUUGACGAUGGCGAUCGUGGAGGACGGAGGCAGAACUAUGAAGGUUUCGAGGGCAGGGUUUACGAAGAUGAGGCAGCGAGGAGACAGCGUUCACACUCAAGACAGCCAACACCGGGUCCAAGAAUUCUCAGAAGACAAUACUCAGACCCUUUUGUUGGGACACCACCAAUUGAAGAUCGGGCAGCAAGACAACAGCACUAUUUUGCGGGAACACCACAUACUCGCUCUCGGGACAGAUAUUCUCCUCAACGUGGACCAACAUCUUUCGGGAGCAGAUACGUGUCUGUACCUAUCCACUAUUCCAGCCAUCGCUCACGGAGUGUGGAUGCUUCGGAGAACAAUCGUGCAAGUGAUCACCACGAACACAUACGCUUGCGAUCUAGAUCAGCUCAGCGCUAUCACAACAGGCGUAUGUCACAUGAACGAAAGCCAGGAAGAGGAUAGCCAUCAAGGGCUACAUGCCCCUAGUCCGCCGCCUGUUCGUUCGUCGUCUUUGGGAUACAUAAGUGAGCCUGAACGCGGUGAUGAGGAGAAUCGGCAAGGUCGUGUCCGCAGAGGCCGAAGACGACGGUCCCGCUCGCGCUCCCGGGAAGACGAGCAAUCGGGGUCUGGAAUCCUGAGACCCGGUGAUGAAGUGACGGUGAUUGAGAGGCACGAUCCCAGACCCAAGAAAGACUACGACUGGUAUGACAAUGGUGGGAUGAGGGUCCGAGUGCGCGAGAUUUCCCAGUAA